CUCGAUACUGAAGACAGAUUCUACGCGGAGGCUUUUGUGACUUCAAGGUCAUGGCAGAGAUAUCUGGGUCUUGAGUAUAUUGAAAUAUCGCACUCCGAAUAAUUGUCAUGUGGCACAAAACCUAGGUCCAGGGUUUCCAGUUGACUACCUCCAACUAUCAUGCUUUUUGCAAAAUGUCGGUGCGAAAGUAAAAAGGAUUCGUUUUGAACAGUAAGAAUAAAUAGGUUGCGUGUCUUUAUUCCAUCUAGGGCAUAUAUUGGAUAAACCCUUUUUAAAAAAAUCACGACCAUCUUUUCACUGAAGAAUUGUGCAACAUAUUUUCUGUCCCGUUUUGUAAUUUGCUAUUCGCCAAAUUUGUGAUAUACGACAUUUUAAUUGAAAUAUAAAUGGAGCAAGCUUUUCAGUGAAACGGUUUUUUGGAGUAUCUCACUUUUACAAGUACUUUUGGAAUGAUCAGCACACUGUGGUUGGCGAAUCAGCAAAUUACCCGUAGGUAGCUUCUGGGCUAUUUUUCUUAUGUAUCAAUACUUGUAAAUAACAGGUACUUUGUGUAUGCACAACAAUCUAUGUGCUAGUUAGCAAUAAGUCGAACUGUUUACAGUUGAUUGAUCACUGGGUGGUAAUCAACGUCAUGUAUGUCAGGUCCCUCUUAGUGCAUAUCGAAUCCUGUCGACCAGUUUAGGUGAAUCGACAUUGCGUGCACUAUGUUGAGAUAGGAUGGUAGUUGGAGGUAGUCAACUGGAAACCCCGGACCUACAUUUUGUGCCACAUGGCACUUGUCAGCAAGAUAUACCUUGAGGGAACUGAUGGAUUCGAUCCCGUGUCACCUAGAUUCACAGUCAGAAACGUUACCACUGAGUUGUCUAAGCCGCGACUAACUUCAGUCUGACUUAUUUGAGAAAAAUACCAUUUUCUACCUUUUAACCCUCAUAAAGUCAUGCUAUUGUUUCUCACUAAGCCAGGCUGUCGGUGAUUGUGUGAUGUAGUAGUUUUUAUUUUACUGACAUCGUAUAGCUGAGUUUUUACACGCAGAUCAACUUCACAAAAGCAACAAAAAGGAUCUAGGAAAGCUUAACUCCCUCGGGAUUUCUUUAAUUAGAGAUUGAUCGUAAAUAAGCACCCCACCACCAGCAAUCACAAGCUACCCAGGUGCACACAAAGUUUUAGGAUAGUCAUCAAUGAGAAAAUGAAGAUCAUUAUUUUUUGAAAGUAAUGGUGGCUAGUUGACACACCAUACUUUGAGUUAACCAAAAGCUUCAAGAGUUCGAAAAAUAUCAAUAAAUUAGCCAGAUGUAUAGUCUUUGGCAGAGAAAUUUUCACUUGGUUAGGUUACAAAGUUGAAUAUACUGAAGUGGCUGGACUACAGGCUACACGUUGUGAUUCGCAACUUACUGAUUCUCACAAAUGUUGGCUAAAUUAGUAGUUUGAAAAAGAAAGAUUAGAAAAGGACGUGACAGUAUUCUUCAAAAUAACUGAGAUUGGGUCUUAAUCUCUUAAUAAAAUUGAAGCUUCUUGGUAGUGUUGCAGAAAAAUUAGAAACUACUGGUUAAGAACUGUGCAAAACAUUCUUUGAAAUUAGUAAAAAUGAUGCUAAUACACUUAUUCUUUUUCUACGCUUAUGUUUAAUGUUCUUGUGGAUUCUACAAUUUUUUACGCAAGUUAAUUCCAUUUGCAAAGUUAAGUAUUUCAACCCAUUUGUUUUAGUCAGAGAAGCUAACCAUCAAUUUUCAUGUUCCUUGUUUUUUAGGAAUCAUCAAAGUGGCCAACUCACAUUAAUAGCAUAUAAAGAUGCUAUUCAAACCUUAAAAAACAAUUUAAUCUGUGAUAGUGACAGUGGUGAUGAAUGGUUUAUUGAUGAGUUUGUUGGAUAUCCGGACGAAUUGGAAAUGGUCUACAGAAAGCCAAUACUACUUGGCAAAUCAAAUACCAGCUGUUUAUUAACAAGUGAAUCUUUAUUGUCGGGUGAAAUUUUAGCAGAGUAUCGUAUAGUUUUCAGCCAUAGUUAUCAAGUGCCUGUUCUUUUAAUGCGUUUCCAGACAAAAAGUGGCCGUUCAUUACAUCAUGACAAACUGUGGAGUGAAAAUUUCCGUUCAUCUGUGUUUCCUCUUUCUGAAGUACCACUAUCCCUACAUGCCCUUAGUGAAAUCGAACAUCCACGCCUCGGAAUUCCGUUUUAUGAGUUCCAUCCUUGUAAAACUGCUGAUCUCAUGAAGGAAGUAUUUUAUUCGCAGCCUACUCAACUUAAUGAUCCGGUGAAAUACAUGAUUAUGUGGUUAAGUUUAAUCGCUUCUCCAUUUGGACUUCAUCUUCCACAAAUAUCGUUACUAACGUAAAACUUUGAGAGAAUCUCUAACACUUGUGGAAAUUUAUGUAUAAUUAAUAAGCUUCUUUUUGCAUUCAUAUUUUGUAAAUUAAUCUGUUUUCAGUUAUUCAAUUAAAAUAUUGCCUUCAUACUGCUUUUGUCAUUAGUUAUUUGGCGAUUGAAUUGGUCUAUAGUGCAAAUUUUUCAUUUCAUUUUAUCUGUUAGCAAAACAAUAACAAUAAUUCCUUUCACUUUUA
Messenger RNA from Schistosoma intercalatum, 2559 nucleotides. The record is from the annotation of a GenBank genome assembly. NCBI's taxonomy places the organism in Eukaryota, Metazoa, Platyhelminthes, Trematoda, Strigeidida, Schistosomatidae.